AUGAUCCCAUGCCAACGAGAACUCGGAAAGCUCGAAUCUGACCCUGAAACACUGCCUCGAGCAUUCAACAAUACUAUCAUUACCUUGCCGGACUUCGAAAUGGGAGAGCACUGCUGUCGAUGCCGUCGCGUUGCGGCUUGGCCUGGAGCCACGAUUAAGAGCGUGGCAUCGCGUGUCAGGCGGAUUGUCUAUCGACCUCGGCCAUCAGUACCACUGCCAUCAGCAUCAGUGUCGGUCUUGUCACCAGAUUCAUCACCAUCACCAACACCAACAUCGCCGUCACCAUCACCAUCGUCACCAUCACCAAAGGUGUCAUCACCAAAGCCACUCUCACAAAGGCGGCCAUCACCAAAGCCGCUAUUACCAGAACCAACCCUGGAUUGUCCUGUUAUCCAGCUGCCAAUCGAAAUACUUGCGUGUGUCAUCGACCAUCUAUCCGAAAUCGACAGGCACGUGCUCUCCGUGACCUGCCGAGCAUUUUGGAAUGCUAUCCGCCUCGCUCUCCGCCAGGGGCCAACUUAUUCUCUCAGCCAGUACGAAUAUCUGUGCUAUUUGACUAGAAUAUCGCGAAAUAACCCAGACUUGUGGGUUUGUGAGGCGUGUAACAAACUCCAUCCAGCGGGCGAUCCAAUGUCGGAAAUCUGGAACAUUUGCCCUUCUAAUGAUGGAUGUGGCAGCUUGGCUGGCGACAUGAAGCUCAAUUUCCUACUCCAGCAUCGAAACGUUCAGCGUGCUCUCAAACUGAGCCGCCUUGGCAACCUUGACGAGAGACAGAGGGAGACGCUCAACCAGCUCACGAGGCCUCAUCGAGCCAGCAUCCAAAAACACUCGACGAUUAUGGGCACCAUAAGAUGCGAAUACACCAGCUAUCCAAAGAUCGUGCAAGGAAGAUUCUUGCUGCUGUCAGUUUGGGCUUAUGAUGAACGCAAUGAACCAAUAUCUCGGCAGAAUAUGGAAUCAUUAUCGAUAUGCCGCCAUCAACGACUUAAUGGAUAUAGAUCAGCGCUAGACGCCGCCCUUGAAACGGCUUUGCGACGCCCAAGGACUCCAGUUGACGGCUCCUGCACCGAAUGCCCCGUCGAUUUCUCGGUAAACUUCUCGCCCAAGAGAACCACUGUUCACGCUUGGCACGAUUUUGGCCCUGAGGGCACGCCGCUGGACCCAGCUUGGAUAGUCCACUUCUUUGGUAGAUUGUAUCGCCACCAUGAUCCGACAGUUGGUCAUGCUGAGGGGAGUGUCCGGGAGAUGUAUGAAUCAUCAAAAUAG
Messenger RNA from Fusarium vanettenii 77-13-4, 1266 nucleotides. RefSeq lists its product as uncharacterized. Gene Ontology annotation, molecular function: protein binding. The record is from RefSeq and is a predicted model, not a curated record. Lineage: Eukaryota; Fungi; Ascomycota; Sordariomycetes; Hypocreales; Nectriaceae. Bases 1 to 1266 code for a protein of 421 amino acids. The transcript has a single exon.